Molecule: messenger RNA, 2472 nt
Organism: Bombus pascuorum
Lineage: Eukaryota; Metazoa; Arthropoda; Insecta; Hymenoptera; Apidae
Product: leucine-rich repeat flightless-interacting protein 2
Exons: 8
Coding region: 223-1290 (355 amino acids)
Biological process (GO): regulation of DNA-templated transcription
Source: RefSeq, a predicted model, not a curated record
AAAAGUCUGCCUGAUAUUCAAGCAAAAUAUACAUAUUAAAACAUUCAAUACUGAAAUGGAGUCUGCUAUAGCUGGACGUAGGCGGACAACCGCACGACAUUCAGCAGAGGAUCAGGCUCUCGAUCAGAUAGCCAAGGAGGAUGGAUUUUCCAUACAUACUUUCAGGCAGAAGCUAGAUUAGCUGCUAGAAGACAGGCAAGAGCGGAAGCUAGAGAAAUACGAAUGCGGGAGUUAGAAAGGCAACAGAAAGAGGCAGAGGAAAAUGCAGAUAGGGUGUACGACAUGUGUUCAGCUGAUGUGAAUAGAACAAUGAGAGUAACACCUGAUUCUGUGAGGUCGUCGCGUCUCCUCACUAAUUCUAACAAUUUCCAAUCCAGUCGUAGAUCUUCCGAAGAUUCACUGGAAGAUGCUGGCCUAAGCAGAGACCUCAGGUUAGAAUUGAAAGAAUUUGAAGAAAAGUUUAGAAAGGCGAUGAUAGCCAAUGCUCAGUUAGACAAUGAAAAAUCUUCGUAUGCUUAUCAAGUCGAUCUAUUGAAAGACAAAUUGGAGGAACUAGAGGAGACGGUUGCACAACUUCGUAGGGAACUUAGAGAAAAGAAUCGCGAGUCUGAACAGUUAAAAAGACUCAGUCAAACAUUGAAAGACGAGUUAGAUGUAUGCCAUGCACAAUUAAUAGAAAGAGAUACGCUUAUACAAGAAAACGGUUUAGUUAUUGUCGACGAUGAAGGAAGUGAAAACGAAGAUAAUGAGAUUGAGAACGGUCCACGUCCAAGACGAAGAGUACUAGUCAGUACAGAAGCAGCAGAAUUAUUGCAAAACGCUGGAAAGGGUUCACUAGAUGUCCGACUGAGAAAAUUUGCUUCUGAAAAAAAAGAAUUGCAAGAUGAGAUACGACAUCUUAGAUUGGAACUAGAGGAGACAAGAAAUCGUAUUAGGUCCGAAAGAUCGCCUGGUUCAGUAUUAGGUUGCUUAUCAGACUCCGAAGAUGUGCAACGUGAAGCAAACAAGCUUUUGGCCGAUUAUAAGUUCAAGCUUCAAAAAGCUGAACAAGAUAUGUCUACUUUGCAAGCUACUGUAGCCAGGCUAGAAAGUCAAGUAAUACGUUAUAAGUCAGCAGCAGAGGCAUCUGAAAAAGCCGAGGAUGAACUGAAAGUAGAAAAAAGAAAGUUACAGAGAGAAGUCAGAGAGACUCAAGGCCGUGUAGAAGAACUGGAAACGGCAAAUUCUCAUUUACAGAGGCGAUUGGAUAAACUUAAAAACGCAAAAUCCGCCCUGUUGAAGGAGCUUUGACGGGACGACUUCUUGGGGUCUGUACAAUGAGUCUGCCAUUUUUCGAUUCACUGGGAACCGUGUGCCGAUGUUGCCUCACACAACAUGAGAUACUACUUAACGCAUUGAAAUAUAAUUUAUGCGAACGGAACACGUACAUAUAGUAAUCGUUACGCGGAUUUUACCAUGAUUUUAAUUGAUUUUUAAUUGUACAAUACUGCAUACAAGUAUGGCAUUCCAAAAUGGCCACCGCUGUGCAAUGGUCUAUUGGGAUGCCAUAUUUGGAUUAAUUAUACGCUAAACUGCUGUGAAAAGAAGUCGCUGUUUUAUAUUCAACACGUUCUUUUCUUUCAUUAAUUUUUUUUUUUUUUUUUUAUACUAACAAUUAUUCUGCAUUUCUUAGUAAAAGAAAAAAAAAGAGAAAAAAAAACGAAGAAAAAGAAGUAACAGCCUUUUCAAUGCAUUUCAAACACCGAAUAUUUUUUCGUUAAUUUUGCGAACAGUUAUGGAGUCGAUUCGUAAUAUGUAUAUUAUUUUGAGGAAAAAUAUUCUGACUCGUGUAUUAUAAAUGGAAUUAAAUAUUUUCCAUGCCUUUAUUUUUUGAGGCACAAUCUUUCAUGUUACUUUAGUUUUUGCUCAUUGGAGCAAUUUCGAUGGAAACAUAUGAAGAUAACCGUAUAAUAGUUAUUCAGAAUAAUUUAUGAUAUACGGGUCAAUUAAAACAUUGCGUACGUCAAUGAGUGUAAUUUUUGUGUUACAUCGAAUAAUUUAUAAACGAUAUUUCUACAGAUACAAAAUAUUUAUAACUCCUACGAGAACCGUGUUAAUAGUUAAAGCUAGAAUUUCGAAUGGCAGCAACCAAUCUACAAUAUUCAUUUUCUACUAUCGAUCGUCUACUGUGAAAUCUUGAUAAACGUUUUUAAUUUUUUAUAUCAUAUUGUCGUAUCUAAAAAAUCGAUAUUAGAUUGUACGCCGAAUAGAAUGAUAAAGAUAACUGGAACAUCUGAAAUUGAUAAAAGAAAAAAUAUUCCUGCUGAUUGUGGUGUUAAAGUUGUUAAUGAUAGCAUUUUUAAUCGAUUGAAUUGUCUCCAGAACUGAACUUUUUAUUCUUCUGACUGAUGCGAAGCAAAAGAAAGUAGAUGUAUGAUAGUGUGGUCUUUGUACAUUCGAAAUAAAUUAAACUAUGUUGUUGAAGCUAUAUAA